Messenger RNA from Clupea harengus (Atlantic herring), 945 nucleotides. RefSeq names its product vitelline membrane outer layer protein 1-like. The record is from RefSeq and is a predicted model, not a curated record. NCBI's taxonomy places the organism in Eukaryota, Metazoa, Chordata, Actinopteri, Clupeiformes, Clupeidae.
UCCUCGUCAUCCUUCCAGACCUAGUGUAUUUAGCUUGUGUGUUCCUGCCUCUCGUUACCAGUUCGUCUAAGUUUCCUCCGUGUUCUAACAUUCCAGCGAUCUCCGGACGGACUCCGGACUGCUGCUCGUCAACUUUGUCAAAGCAUCCAGAGGAUCAUAACUCUUGCAGGUUCAUUUUUUGAUUGUUGAGGAAGGAUGAAACUCAUCUUUGCUCUUCUGGUCAUCCUUCCCUUGGCCUUUCCCUCAGAGGGAAGUGAAAUCUCGGUCACCAAUGGAGGUCGCUGGGGCGACUGGGGUGAGAUGGUGAUGUGUCCCCACUCUUAUCGUGCUUUAGGCUUCAAUCUUAAGGUGGAAAGAAGUCAACGCAAGGGAGAUGACACCGCACUCAAUGGGAUCGGACUCCUGUGUCAACACACAGAACACCAUAACCUCAAUUACACCAUAAGUUCAUCCGAAGGAGGAUGGGGGAGUUGGACCACUUACCAGGAUUGUGGCUCUGCAUAUCUUGUGUCCUUCGCUCUCCGUGUGGAAGUUUUCCAAGGAAAAGGAGAUGACACCGCUGCCAACAACAUCCAGUUCAGCUGCAGCAAUGGAAGGGUUCUGUCUGGUGAUGGCAUGUCCUGGGGUGGCUGGGGGAGCUGGAGUGGUUGGUGCUCUAAGGGAAUCUGUGGCAUUAUGACCAGGGUGGAGAGACCACAGGGCAAGGGAGAUGACACUGCCCUGAAUGAUGUCAAAUUUAGAUGCUGUUAGUGAAGUAACCUGGAUGAGGAUGAUGCCGUACAAUGAAAAGCUGUACCUCAGCAGUUAACCGUAGCUUUCGGGUUUAUAGAUCCACAGUAGGUGCCCUCUCUCCAUUGGCUGUCUGACUGGUUCUACAGUAAAAUGCUGUUAAUUAUUGUUUGUACCAUCAUCUUCAAUUCUAUCAAUAAAGGGUCUGAAGCAUUA